This is a messenger RNA of Pomacea canaliculata, 2462 nucleotides long. Its product is annotated as cdc42 homolog. Gene Ontology annotation, biological process: small GTPase-mediated signal transduction. The record is from RefSeq and is a predicted model, not a curated record. Gene Ontology annotation, molecular function: GTP binding; GTPase activity. The transcript has 3 exons. NCBI's taxonomy places the organism in Eukaryota, Metazoa, Mollusca, Gastropoda, Architaenioglossa, Ampullariidae. The coding region runs from base 219 to 737 and encodes 172 amino acids.
GCGGAUGCGAGAGCUCAGACGGUCUUCAGUCAUCGCACGCGCAACAUCUGACGGAUCCUCGCUGUUCGACGACCUGUAGCUGCGUUUUGUGGAAUUACAAUCACCUGUUGCUGCUGCUCUAAACCUCGCGACACGGUCGACCAUGAAAACAGCCGACAUGCAGGCCCAAAACACUGGCGAGUGUCAGAACUUUGUUCACUGCCAUUCUUGGCGAUGGAAUGGUUGGCAAAACUUGUCUUACCCUCAGCUUCACCGAGGAAAUCUUCACUGACAACUACACAGCCACAGUCUUCGAAAACUAUCCAGUGCCUUUGAUAGUUGGAGGCGAGGAGUUUGUAAUCAGUCUCUUCGAUACUGCUGGACAGAGUGACUACGAGACGCUGCGAGCCUACACGUACAAGGAGAGCGAGGUGCUGGUGCUGUGCUUCUCGGUGUGUGACCGCGAGUCGUUCUACAGCGUGGUCAACUCCUGGGUGCCAGAAAUCAAGCGCCACACCAAGAAGAAGCGGCCGGUGCUGCUGGUGGGCACGCAGAUCGACCUGCGUCAGGGCGCGCAGCACGAGGUGACGACGGAGGAGGGCGCCGACCUGGCCAAGAUCAUCGGAGCCGACUGCUACAUCGAGUGCUCGGCGCGCAGCCGGGUGGGACUCAAACAGGUCUUCGAGCACGUCGUCUUCUCCGCCCUCAAGUGCCGCAAGAAGAAGUCCACCAUCUUCAGUCGCUUCUUUGGCCGAUGAGCGGCCUGCCACUCCGUCCUUAUGGCUUCCAUUCUUCUUCUCGCGUGACGCACGGACGUCACACACUUGGCAUUGGGCUGUGACGCACCCGCGUGACACGCUCAGCAUCUGGCAGUCCACCGCCCAUCAUCGGAGUAGCAGAGGAUCCAGGGCUUUGCCCCUACGACUCGCUCAUAUUAAUGAUGUGGCCCUCUGGAUGGGCUGGGGUGGGGUUGGGUGGGGAAGUUGCCUCAAUGACUGCGACCUCUGACCCCACCCAGCGUUUUGGGAGUCUUGGGGGAGCAUUGACUGAUUGAACCACUCACGACAAACUGAGUCUGUCUCCCUUUGGCAGCUGGAGAAAGUUAAAGAGACCUAAAAUCCCACCAUUAUUGUAUCCCUUCCACACAUUUUACUUAAUGUUUCUAACAAAACUUUUGUAAGAAAAUGGAAAAUACAAACAUGAUUGCAUUGGAUCCAGCGUGGCUCUUAGACACCGUCGAUGCACAAUGCUGACAGGGAGACGUUGCAUGACGGUGAUAGAGAACAAACUUGACAAGACAUGAUGGUGAGACACACAUGUGGCUAUUUCAAGGUAUUAUAAGAAACAACAUCACAAGGCAUGAUGGUGAGACCAGCGAAUGGUUAAGGUGCAGAUGAAGUUGAUGCUGAUUACCUGACAAUUGUUUUUAUAAAGACGCAGGACCGACCCUUCUUCUCCGAAACUACGAGUGCGCGUGAGCGAGUGAGAAUAUGUGUUCGUAUGUGUUGUAAACAGCCGGGCAUCAGAAGAUGCACAGACUAUUGAGUGAUACGUUCACAAACUUUCUUUCCAAACAGUUGUAUCAACUACAUUCGGAAAACGAUGUGAGCCCUUUCAUAAAUUAAGGCUUUCCUUAGUGUACUUAACAAUUUAUUGUCUCAUUUGUUCUGUCUGCUGUCCGCGAUUUCAAGAAACGAAUGUUCUAAUGGCGCACUCUGACAUCAAUUAUUUUGUCCUCGUGUACUGCAGGCUUACAUCUUAUCCUUUAAGUAUACAAGCUUUGUAGAGCUUAGCUUUUGUAGUAUUAGCUGACCACUUGUAAGUUCAAAGCGUGUCAGUCUGUUGUUGCUCUAUUACUUAGGCAUGGCGCUAGUGUUGUCCUCUGUAACUUUUGUAUAUUUUUAUCAGAUCAAGCUAUUCUGAAAUUAUUGAAAAAAGUCAUUUUGAACUGAAGUUCCUCAUUAUCAUAUUGUGAUCUGGUCAGCUUAUCACAAAAGCAUUCUAUUGUAAGAAAGCUGUGUGUGUGUGAGAGAGAGAGAGGGACAAGGAAGGUGUACAUCAGAAGCACAAGGUGUGGUUUUGAAUGCGAAAUGUUUUUGUUUUUUAUGGCGAUGUAAUGUAUGAGUGAGUCUUGAACUCUUUUACAGUUAAUACACAAAGGUGUGAGUGUCCGUGGCUGUUACCUCCCUGUGAUGCACGAGAAAGGGCAUACCAAUCGAACUUGUGAUAUUACAGAAAUCUCUUAACGAAACAGAUUUUCGUGAAGAAAAAGUUGUCAUUUCACCUUGAUCUUUGCCGGCUCCGUUUCGUUUAUGUUCGCAAAUGCGGGUUGUUUUUGUCUUUAAACCUCCGAUAUUAAUUUUAUUCAUUACGCAUUGAGUUUCAUUCUUUUGAGUGGGAUUGUGCAGUUUUGAUUUAUGCUGCAGGCGGCAUGAUGACAAGAAUGUCAACAAUUUCAGCAUAAUAAACAAUGACAAAACAAC